Ictalurus furcatus (blue catfish) is the source of this 1386-nucleotide messenger RNA. RefSeq names its product Fas ligand (TNF superfamily, member 6) (gene faslg). The transcript has 4 exons. Bases 164 to 946 code for a protein of 260 amino acids. Gene Ontology annotation, biological process: positive regulation of canonical NF-kappaB signal transduction; extrinsic apoptotic signaling pathway via death domain receptors; immune response. The record is from RefSeq and is a predicted model, not a curated record. Lineage: Eukaryota; Metazoa; Chordata; Actinopteri; Siluriformes; Ictaluridae. Gene Ontology annotation, cellular component: membrane. Gene Ontology annotation, molecular function: tumor necrosis factor receptor binding.
CAAAGACAAAUAAGAGAGAAGAAGAAGAAGAAAAAGAAGAAGAACGUGGGAGGAAAGUGUUCAAAGGUGUCUACCAUGCAAUUUUUUUUUUUAAAGGAGGUGCUAUAUUGUGUCAGACACAUACUCGCUCUUUAACCAUUCAGACACACACAGAGAAGCAAGCAUGCACAGUAAACUCAGGUACACGUACCCUCCAGUGUUCACAGUUGAUGCUGCAGGAGGCUUUCCUCCUCAGCAUCAGGCUGCAGGCAUCGAGCCUCCCCUGGUCCCCUGCUGGACAUUACCUCCUGCCCGAGUUCGGGCCAAGACAAGGGGCUGUGGAGGAAUGAGUUCUGCAGUAUGCCUCCUGAUUAUGGUCCUUCUGAUAGUGUUUGCUGUGCUGGGACUUGGAGCCUAUCAGAUCAUGAAACUGCAGACAGAGCUGCUACAUCUGAAACAGGAAAUACACCCACAAUCUGAAGGCAGUACACCACAGAGGCUAGUUGGGCACCAAGCAGAAGACAUUAUGGAGCCCAAGCAUACACCAGCUGCACAUCUGAUAGGACAAAAGCAGGACAAUAGAUUGAAGACCCUGAAGUGGGAAUCAAGGCAUGGCCGUGCUUUCACAGAUGGCAUUCUGUACCGUGACGGCGGCUUACAAGUGAAUGAGACGGGCCAUUACUUUGUCUACUCACGUGUGGAGUUCCAAUUAAAAGACUGCAAACCAAGGGACUCUCUGAUCCACACAGUGUACAUAAAGAGAGGCGAACGGCUGCUAACACUCAUGAUCGAUCAUCGAGAAGGUUUCUGCCAAGUCGGAAGCAAGGAAUGGUCGACAGUUGGCAGUAACCUUGGCUCCAUGCAUCAGCUCAUGCAAUAUGAUUGGGUGUUUGUCAAUGUAUCCCAGCCAACCCGGCUCAGCUCUGACCACCAAAGUAACUACUUUGGCCUUUUUAAACUCCCAUAAACUGUUCCUCAUAUGUUUGGCAUACCAGUAUUCAGAGGAAAUGGGAAAAGUGGAUGUGAAUGGCCAAAUUGGCCUUUGUGUAGGAAGAAGUUUAGAGAAUCAUCUAAGAAUGUUUGACUGUCCUCUCUAUAUAUAAAAUAUCAGCCAUUUUUAUUGUUUACCGAACACUAACAUGCUCCUGCAUGGAGUGAAGUCGCAGUAGUGUUAUUUAUUUACAGAAAUUUUUAUUAUGUAUGUCUGGGCAUGGUCUGAAUUGUAUAUGAAUAUAAAUGAUGGUCAUAUUGACCAUAAGAGUCUAAUAAUAUACAUUUUGCUUUCAUCAAUUAGUAUUAAUUAAAUAAAUUAUUGUUGUUCUUCAGAAUUUGUUUAAUAAAUAAAUAAAUGUAAAAAAAUAAAUGUGUAUACAUUGGAAAAAUAUUAAGAAAUUACUAUUUUAAUCU